ACGUCAAAAAAAAUUGUCUAUCGCGUAUAAUGGAAGUUACUAAGAAAAAAUAUAAUGAUAUAAGUGGAAUAAACAAUUUUAACAAUCUUGAUAAAUCUGAAAAAGUUCUUGAUAAUGAAAAACUUUCUAUAUUAAAAUUGAAAAAAAAAAUAGGAACAGAUUAUACAUAUAAACAUAAAGUGGUAUGGCCGAACGUAAUUGGAUUUAUUAUUUUACACGUCCUAUUCGUAUGGGCCAUAUUCUUACUUAUCACAGGACGCGUGAAAUUAAUGACGUUUUUAUGGACUCUCCUGGUAGCUUACACCGGUUCAGAAGGAGUCACGGUAGGAGCACACAGAUUGUACAGCCAUAAGUCAUUCAAAGCCAAACCUGUACUGAGAGCUAUAUUGAUAUUGGUACAGACCAUAGCUGGGCAGAACUGUAUUUUCAUUUGGAGUCGUGACCAUCGCCUUCACCACCGCUACUCUGACACUGAUGCAGACCCUCACAACUCCAAGCGAGGGUUCUUCUUCAGCCAUAUGGGUUGGUUGAUGACCAAGAAGCAUCCCUACGUCAUAGAAAUUGGAAGGAAAAUUGACAUGAGCGACCUCGCGGCUGAUUGGAUGAUCAUGUUUCAGAAAAGGUACUACUACUACUUAUAUGUGCCUCUGUCCAUAAUCUUACCAGUUUGGGUACCAGUACGGUACUUCGGAGAGUCUAUAAGGACGUCGUUCCUCGUUGCUUAUAUAUUUCGAUGGAUGACGUCACUGCACGGGACCUGGUUGGUCAACAGUGCUGCUCAUCUCUACGGUACUAGGCCUUAUGAUAAGAAUCUUCAACCAGUAGAAUCUUGGUUCGUGUCGUGGCUAAGCCUUGGCGAAGGCUGGCAUAACUACCAUCACGUGUUUCCUUGGGACUACAAGGCGGCUGAGUUCACCAGACAUUACAACUUCACAGCCUCCCUUAUAAGAUUUUUUGAGAGAAUUGGAUUAGCGUACGACCUUAAAACUGCUUCUCCGGAAAUGGUAGACAAGAGAAUCCUGCGCACGGGUGACGACACGCACGAGCAUUGGGGUACGGAGGCGGCGCGCGCGGCCGUCGCAGUCGACUGGGGCCCGUUGCACCCUUUCAACCCCACCUACAACGUCACCUACCCGCCCCCCAAUUCCACGGUCGUGGAGGCCGGUCUACCGCUGUACCAUGAAGAUGAUAUAUUACUUGAUAAAAAAGAGAGAUAAUAAAAGUUAGAACUUGAUAGGGUUGCCACUGUUAAAAAAAUAAAAUAAUGUACCUACUGAAUUUUUCGGUUAUAGGUCAUAUCAACAAUUUUACAUUUAUAUAUGUUCAAAAUAUUCAAAUCCAUAUAACAUUAAUAACACAUUCGUUGCCCCAAGAAGUGAUCCGCAUUUAGGUAACUUUGAGGGAAAAAUUGAAUCAGAUAUGAAAUAAUGUAGUAAGUACUACGUACCUACUCAAAAUAUAGUAUAGUACGAUACUAUAAUAAUAUAUUACGAGUGACAACCCUAUCUAUUGGAAGAGUUUUUUUUUACAAUAAUCUUUUAAAUAUGUAA
Pectinophora gossypiella (pink bollworm) is the source of this 1550-nucleotide messenger RNA. RefSeq names its product acyl-CoA Delta-9 desaturase-like. Lineage: Eukaryota; Metazoa; Arthropoda; Insecta; Lepidoptera; Gelechiidae. Gene Ontology annotation, cellular component: endoplasmic reticulum membrane. Gene Ontology annotation, biological process: unsaturated fatty acid biosynthetic process. Gene Ontology annotation, molecular function: stearoyl-CoA 9-desaturase activity; iron ion binding. The coding region runs from base 30 to 1217 and encodes 395 amino acids. The record is from RefSeq and is a predicted model, not a curated record. The transcript has 6 exons.